AUGUUGUUCAAAUCAUUGAUUCCAUCUGCCUUAUUGGCAGUCUCCAGUUUGCUCACUUCGGCUAAAGCUGAGGAUUUGCCAGCAAUCGAAGUUGUUGGAAACAAAUUCUACUACUCCAACAAUGGUUCCCAAUUCUACAUCAAGGGUAUUGCUUACCAACAAAACACAGUCAACUCAAGUGAUUCCUUUGUCGACCCCUUGGCAGACGCCAAGACUUGUAAGAGAGAUAUCCCAUACUUGCAAGCCGUUGACACCAACGUCAUUAGAGUCUAUGCUUUAGACGUUGAACAAGACCACACCGAAUGUAUGGAAGCCUUGGCCGAUGCUGGUAUCUACGUUAUCGCUGACUUGUCCCAACCAGACGAAUCCAUCAAUAGAAAAUCACCCGAAUGGACCUUGGACUUGUUCCAAAGAUACACCGAUGUCGUUGACAAGUUUGCAAACUACACCAACGUCUUGGGUUUCUUUGCCGGUAACGAAGUCACCAACGACGAAACAAACACCGACGCUUCUGCUUACGUCAAGGCCGCCAUCAGAGACACAAAGGCAUACAUCAAGGCAAAGAACUACAGAUCCAUCCCAGUUGGUUACUCCUCAAACGACGACUCAACCAUUAGAGUUGCUUUGGCCGACUACUUUGCUUGCGGUGACCAAGACGAAAGAGCAGACUUUUUCGGUAUCAACAUGUACGAAUGGUGUGGCUCAUCCUCUUACAAAUCAUCAGGUUACCAAACUGCUACUGACGACUAUGAGAAGUUGGGAAUCCCAAUCUUCUUUUCCGAAUACGGUUGUAACGAAGUCCAGCCAAGAAAAUUCCAAGAAGUUGGUACCUUGUUUGGCAGCGACAUGACCGACGUCUGGUCAGGUGGUAUCGUGUACAUGUACUUUGAAGAAGAAAACAACUAUGGUUUGGUGACCAUCGACUCCAACGGUGAUGUCUCCACUUUGGCUGAUUACAACUACUACAAGUCAGAAAUCCAAAGCAUUAGCCCAUCUUCUGCCACCAUCAACACUGAAACAUCAACCGGAGUCUCAUCAGCUACCUCAUGUCCUACUGCUACAGACGUUUGGUCAGCUUCAACUGACUUGCCACCAACCCCAGACAAGGACAUCUGUGACUGUAUGCAAGCCUCAUUGAAGUGUGUUGUUAAGGACUCAGUCGACACCGAUGACUACUCAGACAUGUACGACUAUGUCUGCUCCAAGGUUGACUGUAGUGGUAUCUCAACCAACGGUACCACCGGUAAAUACGGUGCAUACUCACCAUGUUCAGACAAGGAGAAGUUGUCCUUUGUCUUGAACUUGUACUACUUGGACCAAGAUGAAAACAGCUCAGCUUGUAACUUUGGUGGUUCAGGUACUACUCAAAGUGCCUCAACUGCUUCAUCAUGUUCCGCUUACUUGAGCUCUGCCGGUGUAUCUGGUUUGGGAUCUCUUUCAGGAUCAGUCAGAACUGAUACUUCAAAGGCCACCGACAGCGCCGACAGCGGCUCUUCAGGUUCUGGUUCUUCAGGUUCUGGUUCAUCUUCCUCAUCAGGAAGCUCUGACUCAACCUCCAGCUCCAGCUCUGACAAGAAAUCUGCUGCUUCAACCAUCAGCUUAUCUGUCUUGACCAAGACCGGUGUUGUUGCUCUUUCCGUUGUCCUCGGUUUCGGAAUGAUCAUGAUCUAA
Messenger RNA from Lodderomyces elongisporus, 1671 nucleotides. RefSeq names its product 1,3-beta-glucanosyltransferase (gene PHR2). Gene Ontology annotation, molecular function: 1,3-beta-glucanosyltransferase activity. Gene Ontology annotation, biological process: fungal-type cell wall (1->3)-beta-D-glucan biosynthetic process; fungal-type cell wall organization. Lineage: Eukaryota; Fungi; Ascomycota; Pichiomycetes; Serinales; Debaryomycetaceae. The record is from RefSeq and is a predicted model, not a curated record. The transcript has a single exon. Gene Ontology annotation, cellular component: plasma membrane. The coding region runs from base 1 to 1671 and encodes 556 amino acids.